This is a messenger RNA of Octodon degus (degu), 2914 nucleotides long. Its product is annotated as protein ECT2-like. Gene Ontology annotation, molecular function: guanyl-nucleotide exchange factor activity; GTPase activator activity. Gene Ontology annotation, biological process: regulation of cytokinesis, actomyosin contractile ring assembly; nervous system development; intracellular signal transduction. The record is from RefSeq and is a predicted model, not a curated record. Gene Ontology annotation, cellular component: nucleus; cell cortex. Lineage: Eukaryota; Metazoa; Chordata; Mammalia; Rodentia; Octodontidae.
GCCGCGGGCCGGGAAUGGCGGCCUUGCUGAGGGGAGUCGGCGCCUGAAGAGGUGGAUCUCACAGAACUUUUAGAGAGCGCCAACUUAGAGCACUACAAACAAUGGCUGACAAUAGUAUAUUAGCAUCUACUACUGGGAGGACUAGUUUGGCAGAUAUUUCCAUUUUUUAUUCUAAAGUUGCUGAAACUUCCAAGGAAAACCUAUUUAUCAGAUGUACUUCAUAUGCUGAAGAAGAAAUGCCUCAGAUUGAAACAAGAGUGGUAAUGGUUCAAGAAGCUGGAAGACAAGAAGAACUUAUAAAAGCUUUAAAGACUAUUAAAGUACCCUGUGUAAUGAUGGACUCAAUGGAAGAGUUUGAAAGUUUGGAUUCUCCAGAAUUUGAGAAUGUAUUCAUAGUCACAGAGUUCCAGGAUUCUGUCUUUAAUGACUUACACAAGGGUGACUGUAGAAUUAUUGGACCACCAGUUGUGUUAAGCUGUGCACAAAAAGGAGAGCCUUUGCCAUUUUCAUGUUGCCCGUUAUAUUGUACAAGUAUGAUAAAUUUAGUUUUAUGCUUUACUGGCUUCAGGAAGAAAGAAGAACUAGUCAGAUUGGUGACAUUGGUCCAUCAUAUGGGUGGAGUUAUUCGAAAAGAUUUUAAUUCAAAAGUUACACAUUUGGUGGCAAACUGCACACAAGGAGAAAAAUUCAGGGUUGCUGUGAGUCUGGGUACUCCAAUUAUGAAGCCAGAUUGGAUUUAUAAAGCAUGGGAAAGACGGAAUGAACAGAAUUUCUGUGCAGCAAUUGAUGAUUUUAGAAAUGAAUUUAAAGUUCCUCCAUUUCAAGAUUGCAUUUUAAGUUUCCUGGGAUUUUCAGAUGAAGAGAAAACCAGUAUGGAAGAAAUGACUGAAAUGCAAGGAGGUAACUAUUUACCAGUUGGAGAUGAAAGAUGCACUCACCUUAUAGUUGAAGAGAAUAUAGUAAAAGAACUUCCAUUUGAACCUUCAAAGAAACUUUAUGUUGUCAAGCAAGAGUGGUUCUGGGGAAGCAUUCAAAUGGAUGCUCGCUCUGGAGAGACUAUGUAUUUGUAUGAAAAGGCUAAUACUCCUGAGCUCAAGAAAUCAGUGUCUCUACUUUCUCUACAUACACCAAACAGCAAUCGCAAAAGACGUCGUUUAAAAGAGACACUUGCUCAGCUUUCAAAAGAGACAGACCUGUCACCUUUUCCUCCCCGGAACGUCAACUAUGGAGAAACCCCAAAGUCUUGUAGUAAGUCUUCUAAAAAUUCUACCCCAGUUCCUUCAAAGCAGUCGGCCAGGUGGCAAGUUGCAAAAGAGCUUUAUCAGACUGAAAGUAAUUAUGUAAAUAUAUUAGCAACGAUUAUUCAAUUAUUUCAGGUACCAUUGGAAGAGGAAGGACAGUGUGGUGGUCCUAUCCUUGCACCAGAAGAGAUUAAGACUAUUUUUGGUAGCAUUCCAGAUAUCUUUGAUAUGCACACUAAGAUAAAGGAUGAUCUGGAAGACCUGAUUAUUAAUUGGGAUGAGAGCAAAAGCAUUGGUGAUAUCUUUCUUAAAUAUUCAAAAGAUUUGGUAAAAACCUACCCUCCCUUUGUAAACUUCUUUGAAAUGAGCAAAGAAACAAUUAUUAAAUGUGAAAAACAGAAACCCAGAUUUCAUGCUUUUCUUAAGAUAAACCAAGCUAAGCCGGAAUGUGGACUACAAAGCCUUGUUGAACUUCUCAUCCGACCAGUACAGAGGUUACCUAGUGUUGCAUUACUUUUAAAUGAUCUUAAGAAACAUACAGCCGAUGAAAAUCCUGAGAAAAGCACUUUAGAGAAAGCUAUUGGAUCACUAAAAGAAGUAAUGACGCAUAUCAAUGAGGAUAAAAGGAAAACAGAAGCACAAAAGCAAAAUUUUGAUGUUGUUUAUGAAGUAGAUGGAUGCCCAGCUAAUCUUUUAUCUUCCCACCGAAGUUUGGUGCAACGAGUUGAAACUGUUUCUCUAAGUGAGCACCCCUGUGACAGAGGAGAACAAGUUGCUCUCUUUCUCUUCAAUGACUGCCUUGAGAUAGCAAGAAAACACCACAAAGUUAUUGGCUCUUUUAGAAGUUCACCUGGCCAUACUCGACCCGCGGCUUCUCUUAAGCAUAUUCAUCUAAUGCCCCUUUCUCAGAUUAAGAAGGUGCUGGAUAUAAAAGAGACAGAAGAUUGCCAUAAUGCUUUUGCCUUGCUUGUGAGGCCACCAACAGAGCGGGAAAAUGUACUGCUCAGUUUCCAGAUGACAUCAGAUGAUCUUCCAAAGGACAGCUGGCUGAAGAUGCUGUGCCGACACGUAGCCAACACCAUUUGUAAAGCAGAUGCGGAAAAUCUCAUGUACACUGCUGACCCAGAAUCCUUUGAAGUAAAUACAAAAGAUAUGGAUAGUACACUGAGUAGAGCAUCUAGAGCAAUAAGAAAGACUUCAAAAAAGGUUACAAGAGCAUUUUCUUUUUUCAAAACUCCGAAACGAGCCCUACGGAUGGCUCUCAUGCCAUCCCAUAACUCAGUGGAGGGCAGAAGCCCUCCCAGCAGCGAGAAGCACGCAGUGAGUCGCCUUGCUAGCACAUCAUCACUAGCAGGUAUCCAAUCACCUUCCCUUAUCAGCCUUCCUUCCUUCUUUGAAAGACCAAGUCAUACUUUAAGUAGAUCGACAACUCAUUUGAUAUAACACUUAAAUUACAGAAGUUUGUGCUCAAAUAAGAAACUGACUUAAAUGGUUCUUAUAAUAGUACCUGGUGAAAGCUGAAGAUAGGAAACACUAAAGUACGCCACUUCAUUUUCUUCUUGAAAGACUAAGGUUUACCUCUUACAUUGUUCAAGUUAUUUUGUGUAAAAAUUAUAUUGAUUUUGAUGUAAUUUAUCUCUUUUGUAUCUUUCCUCUGAAGACCAGAAUUUAAG